This is a messenger RNA of Cokeromyces recurvatus, 966 nucleotides long. RefSeq names its product mitochondrial phosphate carrier protein. Gene Ontology annotation, biological process: mitochondrial phosphate ion transmembrane transport. NCBI's taxonomy places the organism in Eukaryota, Fungi, Mucoromycota, Mucoromycetes, Mucorales, Mucoraceae. Gene Ontology annotation, molecular function: phosphate transmembrane transporter activity. The record is from RefSeq and is a predicted model, not a curated record. Bases 21 to 935 code for a protein of 304 amino acids. Gene Ontology annotation, cellular component: mitochondrial inner membrane. The transcript is spliced from 3 exons.
UCUUAUAUAUUAUACUGUUAAUGUCUAACCCUAAGCAUAUUGAUCUUUAUUCUCAAAAAUAUUUUUUGGCUUGUACCAUUGGCGGUAUUCUUGCUUGUGGUCCGACACAUUCUUUGGUAACGCCUUUAGAUUUAGUUAAGUGUCGCUCGCAGGUAAAACCAGGAAUAUAUAAAAAUGUGUUUGAUGGUUGGAAAAACAUUACAAAAACCGAAGGCUUUCGUGGCAUUUUUACAGGAAUUGGGCCUACAGCCAUUGGCUAUUCCUUACAAGGUGCAAGUAAAUAUGGUUUCUACGAAUUUUUUAAAUACAAGUAUUCUCAAGUAAUUGGUGAAGACAACGCACAUAAAUAUCGUACAAUUGUAUAUCUUACAGCCUCUGCCUCUGCUGAAUUCAUUGCUGAUAUUUUUCUUUGUCCAAUGGAAGCAUUAAAAAUCAGAAUGCAAACUACAAUACCUCCCUAUGCUACGACAACUGCUGAAGGGCUUAAAAAGAUUAUGGCUUCAGAAGGUAUCUAUGGGUUCUAUAAAGGCCUUGUUCCCCUUUGGUCUCGGCAAGUGCCUUACACAAUGGUCAAGUUUGCUUCUUUUGAAAAAACUGUUGAAGUGCUUUACAAAACAUUUUUAUCUAAGCCUAAAUCAGAAUAUAACAAGCUUCAACAAUUAGGUGUUAGUUUUGCUGGUGGUUACAUUGCUGGUGUUUUCUGUGCUGUUGUCUCCCAUCCUGCUGAUGUGUUAGUUUCUAAAUUAAAUAAUCAACCAAAGGCUGCCCCUGGUGAAAGGCAGGCUAAUGCUAUGGAUAUGUUCAAAAAGUUAGGUAUGCGAGGACUAUGGACUGGUCUUGGCCCUCGUAUUUUUAUGAUUGGUACCUUGACUGCACUUCAAUGGGGAGUUUAUGAUACUUUUAAGGUUAUGGUCGGUUUACCUACAAGUGGUUAACAUUAAUCAAUUAAUAAAAAAAAAAAAAAAA